CAGCGAGACAGAGCACUCACCAUCAGAAACAGCAUAACACUUGUCUAUUACGGGUUCAGACAAUACUUUCUGAAUGCUGAAAAUUAACAGUUAGUCUGUCAUUUCCAGCCAACACUUAUUCGACCGAGCGUUGUCUGAUUGCGUUUUUCUUGUAGUGUAAUGGAGAGAACAGACUCAUCUGGAUUUCCAAUGGCACAUGUCGAUGAGGAUUCUAGCUUAGUUGAUUUCAUGGACGAAGCCAAUAUCGAGCAGUUUAUUGCUUUAAUUAGAGUUGAAACUGCUGAUGAGCCUAACGUUAAGUUUUGUCACAAUUUUCUUGAUUGUGAUCAUAUUAAUGGUUGUACGAAUGAGCAGUUCGACCCUGGUUUUGGACUCCCGUAUGAUCAUUUCAAUGAUUCUGCUAUGACAGGCUUUUCUGAUCCGGGUUCGCUUCUGAACAAUUCUUUCCCCAACAAUUUUGAUGAGUUGAAACAAUUAGUACAGCAGGAAGAAGAUGAGGCCGAAGAAUAUUCUUCAGGUAAUAUGACAACGACUACUACGUCGACACAAACGAAGAGGAGCACCAAGGGAGAUCGAUCAAGGACUUUAAUUUCAGAACGAAGGAGAAGAAGUCGAAUGAAGGACAAGCUCUACGCAUUACGUGCUUUGGUUCCAAAUAUCACCAAGAUGGAUAAGGCCUCUAUAGUAGGAGAUGCUGCAUUAUAUGUGCAGGAGUUGCAGAUGCAGGCCAAGAAGUUAAAGGCCGAGGUUGCAAGCCUAGAGUCGUCAUUGACGGGAACGGACAAGCAAGGAGGCUUACAUGAUAAUACACAGAAGAAGCAAGUUACAAACCUUUAUCCGGUGGUAAAAAAGAUAUUGCAGAUUGAUGUGUAUCAAGUAGAAGAAAAGGGAUAUUAUGUCCGAGUGGUUUCUAACAAAGGCCAUGGAGUUGCAGCCUCGCUCUACAAAGCUCUUGAAUCCUUCUCUACUUUCACUCUCCAGUCGUCCAACUUGGCUACUCUUGAUCAUACUCUUUUAUUCACCUUCGCUCUAAACCAGGUGAGAGUAGGCGAAUUGGACAUGAAUUUGCCAAAUCUGAAACUAUGGGUAGCUGGAGCACUUCUUAACCAGGGAUUUGAUUUUAAAACAUCUCCCAUCGGUCUUGCAAACUAGUUCGGUCAUCCACCUCGUCGUCAUCUGUUUGCUUGUAGUUAUCUUCAUCAACAGUCUGUGUAUUCUGCUUAAUUUUUGUUGUGAUGCAUGGAUAUUUUGCUAUGGAUGUAACUCUUGAGAUGUAGUUUCAGCUUCCGUUGUGCAUCACUACUAGUGAUUGAGAGGAGAUCAUCCAAUCAAAUAAAAAUUUCAUUUUUAUCA
Messenger RNA from Daucus carota subsp. sativus, 1353 nucleotides. Its product is annotated as transcription factor FER-LIKE IRON DEFICIENCY-INDUCED TRANSCRIPTION FACTOR. The transcript has 4 exons. Gene Ontology annotation, cellular component: nucleus. Bases 160 to 1152 code for a protein of 330 amino acids. Gene Ontology annotation, molecular function: sequence-specific DNA binding; DNA-binding transcription factor activity; protein dimerization activity. The record is from RefSeq and is a predicted model, not a curated record. NCBI's taxonomy places the organism in Eukaryota, Viridiplantae, Streptophyta, Magnoliopsida, Apiales, Apiaceae. Gene Ontology annotation, biological process: regulation of DNA-templated transcription.